UUUCACAGAUAGAAACAGAACGGAAAUAAAUGGCGCUGCGAUGUAUAAACAAUCUGGAAAUAUUCUUGAGGCGAUGCACUGCACCCACGUUACACCGCUGCUGUGUGGCCAGCAGCAGAACAGCUCACACGGCCAGCAGCAGCAAAGGCAGCGGCGGCGACAAUAGCAAAGACCAAGAGAAUAAUGGCCAGAAUAAGUCCGGGUACAGAAGGUUUGGCUGGCGUAGUGUUUUUCAGUUCUGUGUGCCCUUCUCCCUGGGUGCUCUAGUCAGUGCCGUACUGAUAGAAGGACAUAGGGACGAACUCACACCAACGAUCUCAGCGCGUUCGCUGAAAGGACGGCGAAAUGAAUUCAACUUCAUCGCUGACGUGGUGGCCGGCUGUGGAGACUCCGUGGUGUACAUUGAGAUUAAGGACACUCGCCACUUCGACUACUUCAGUGGUCAGCCCAUAACAGCGUCCAACGGAUCGGGGUUUGUGAUCGAGCAGAACGGUCUCAUUCUGACCAAUGCCCAUGUGGUCAUCAACAAGCCGCACACGAUGGUGCAGGUGCGGCUGUCGGACGGACGCACCUUUCCCGCCACAAUCGAGGACGUGGACCAGACCUCCGACCUGGCCACGCUGCGCAUUCAUGUCAGCGGCCUGCCCGUGAUGAAGCUCGGCAAAAGCAGCACCCUGCGGUCCGGCGAGUGGGUCGUGGCCCUGGGCAGCCCCCUGGCGCUGAGCAACACGGUUACUGCCGGCGUCAUUAGUGCCACGCAGCGCGCCUCCCAGGAGCUGGGGCUGCGCAACCGCGAUAUCAACUACCUGCAGACGGACGCGGCCAUUACCUUUGGCAACUCUGGGGGGCCGCUGGUGAAUCUGGAUGGCGAGGCCAUUGGCGUCAACUCAAUGAAGGUCACCGCUGGCAUCAGCUUUGCCAUACCCAUCGACUAUGUAAAGGUGUUCCUCGAGCGGGCCGCGGAGCGUCGCAAGAAGGGAUCUGCCCACAAAACGGGAUAUCCGGUCAAGCGAUACAUGGGCAUCACCAUGCUGACCCUCACGCCUGACAUACUGUUCGAGCUGAAGUCCCGCAGUCAGAACAUGCCCAACAAUCUGAUGCACGGCGUGCUGGUCUGGAAGGUCAUUGUGGGCUCACCGGCACACAGUGGCGGUCUGCAACCAGGCGACAUUGUCACCCACAUUAACAAGAAGGAGAUCAAGAACUCCUCGGACGUGUAUGAUGCCCUGGCCGAAGGCAGAAAAGACCUGGAAAUCGUCAUCUUGAGAGGCGUUAAGCAAAUGCAUGUGAAAAUCACACCAGAGGAUCCCUAGGAGACGAUCCUCGUGUGCUUCCUCGGCUCCACCUACCCGACUACUAUUAUCAUUAGUUUUAAUUUAAAUUUGACAUGAUUGUGCUUAAGUGAUUUGCCAUUAUACAAACCGCGCUACCAAACGAA
Messenger RNA from Drosophila persimilis, 1438 nucleotides. RefSeq names its product serine protease HTRA2, mitochondrial (gene HtrA2). NCBI's taxonomy places the organism in Eukaryota, Metazoa, Arthropoda, Insecta, Diptera, Drosophilidae. Gene Ontology annotation, molecular function: protein binding; serine-type endopeptidase activity. The transcript is spliced from 2 exons. The record is from RefSeq and is a predicted model, not a curated record. The coding region runs from base 30 to 1313 and encodes 427 amino acids. Gene Ontology annotation, biological process: programmed cell death; proteolysis; positive regulation of apoptotic process.